AUGGCUAAAAGAACCCUAGACGCAUUCUUCAAACCUACCAAUCCACCGCCCAAUCCAAUAUCACCAAUACCAACCUCAACCCCCAAACGUCCCAAAACCGAAGAAACACAAGCAACACUCAAACCCACAAUCUCGCCAGCACCCCAACCCACAGCCCUCGAAGACCAAAUCCCCCCAACCACACACCCAAGCUACCCAAUCCCAAUAGCAAACCUACCAACCCACAUCCAAGUCGGCCUAGAACACGCAACACCAGCCCGACCACCACGCGAACAAAAAAACCAACCAGACCUCGACCUCCUCUAUUACCAACCGUACAUACCCAAAGAAACAGCGAACGAGCUCUUCAAGUUCCUACGCCGAGAACUGCCCUUCUACCGCGUUCAAUACAAAGCGCGAAGAGGAGAUAUCGAGACCCAGAUCAACACACCGCGGUACACGACAGUUUUCGGGGUCGACGAGACGGGCAAAUUCCGCGAAGACAAAAAUAACAAUCACAAUGACACCAACAAUGACACCAACAACGACAACGACAACAAUCCCAAGAUAACGCUAAUCGAAACCAAAACUUCCCUCCCGCCCCCAAAACACAAAUACAAGCAGCCGCCCCGCCCAAUCCCGCCGUGCCUCGACAUCCUCCGACAACAAGUCGAGAAAGCAAAUAACAUGCGCGAAACCGAAAGCUACAAUUUCUGCCUGGUGAACUACUACGCAUCAGGUGAAGACAGCAUAGCCUUCCACUCGGACGACGAGCGGUUCCUCGGCUCCGAGCCGAACAUAGCUUCGCUCUCGCUGGGUGGCGAGAGGGACUUUCUCAUGAAGCACAAGCCGUAUGCUCCUGUUCAGAUUCCAAUUCAGCGGGGGGAAAGUACUACUGGAGAUGUUGGGCGGACGUUGGUACGACCGCAGGAGCAGAUUAAGAUGGGUCUUAAUUCGGGGGAUAUGGUUGUGAUGCGGGGUGCUACGCAGGCGAAUUGGUUGCAUAGUAUACCGAAGCGGAAGGGGAAGGCUGGGGAGAUGACCCGGGGACGGAUUAAUAUUACGUUUCGACGGGCUGUGGUGCCUGCUGGGACUAAUAAUUAUUAUCAUUAUAAUGUUGGGGAAGGGGGGAUGUAUCGGUGGGAUGAGGUUUCGAGACGGAUGGUUGAGCAGGGGAAGGCGGCGGAUGCAUCAUGA
Molecule: messenger RNA, 1176 nt
Organism: Penicillium nucicola
Lineage: Eukaryota; Fungi; Ascomycota; Eurotiomycetes; Eurotiales; Aspergillaceae
Product: alpha-ketoglutarate-dependent dioxygenase AlkB family protein
Exons: 1
Coding region: 1-1176 (391 amino acids)
Biological process (GO): DNA repair
Source: RefSeq, a predicted model, not a curated record